Messenger RNA from Adineta steineri, 741 nucleotides. Lineage: Eukaryota; Metazoa; Rotifera; Eurotatoria; Adinetida; Adinetidae. The record is from the annotation of a GenBank genome assembly.
AUGUUAGGUCAUUUUCUUCCAUCAUCUCUUCUUCAACAAUCAACACCAAUUCGACGAUUAACAAGUACAAGUAGUGAUUCAGGUGAUAGUGGUGUUGAUCCAUCAUAUCGACAAGAAAGAAAAAUAUUUGUUGGUGGUGUUCCAUCAUCUGUUGGACCAGAACAAUUGGCACAUUUUUUUCAAUCUUAUGGACAAGUUGAAGAAGCUUUUAUUAUUUAUGAUCGAUAUAGUGGUCGACAUCGAGGAUUUGGUUUUGUGACAUUUACCGAUAUGUCAACAACAAAAACUGUUUGUUCUACACGAAUUUUUAGUCUUCAUGGAAGAAAAAUUGAAUGUAAACGAGCAUUAAAACGAGAAGAUAUCAUGGCUACAAAUGAAGGUGAUUCGAAUGAUUACAAAUCUUUUCGUCCAAAUAAUAUUUGUUCAUCUUCAUCACCACCAUUAUCAAAUUCAAUGCCACCUAAUAUUCAAUUAUGUCCAACAUCAUAUCCAUUAUCAUAUGGACAAUAUCGUCAAUCAUCACCUGCAAUUGUAAAUGCUCUUGGUAAUUGGAUUGUUAAUCCAUCAAUGCAAACAAUACCACAAAUAUUUAAUCCUAUGUUUAAUCCUCAUCAACAAUAUGCUGUAUUUCCAAUGUCAACAGUAAUGUGGAAUAAUCCUUAUCAACAAACAACAAUGCAAUCACCGUUUAUUCCAGAAAUGAUGAUUCCAUCAGCAUCAUCAACUCUAAUGAAUCUAUAA